This is a messenger RNA of Linderina pennispora, 1113 nucleotides long. RefSeq lists its product as uncharacterized. Lineage: Eukaryota; Fungi; Kickxellomycota; Kickxellomycetes; Kickxellales; Kickxellaceae. The record is from RefSeq and is a predicted model, not a curated record. The coding region runs from base 408 to 947 and encodes 179 amino acids. The transcript has a single exon.
GUCUGUCCCUGGCCAUGACUUUCUUCAUCCCACACCUCAUUUAUUCUUCAAUACACGGCGUGAAAGCAGAUGGAUAGGAGCGAUUUGCUGCAGCUCCUCUACUUUGGCAAUAGGCCGCACCAUAUGUCCAUGGCUGACAUGAGGACCAUCGACGGGCAUUUACCGGUACCUAUUAGAUACCAGAAGGAGUGCGGCAUCUUCCACUGAGGCAUCUUCUGCUGGAGGACGCCCCUGAACACUUAUCCACACAGUAUCUCUCUGACAAACAACGUCAUUUUGCCGGCGGGCACACUUGGGAGUUCCACCUGCACCCUAAUCGCAUCUCUACCAGCGGAUUUGUCGAGGCAUGCAUCUGGAGAUUAAGCAUCUCCGCCGACAGUAGCCUGAGGCUCGGCACAUCGAUAUAUAUGACCGUGUCGAGCACUCCCAGCCCUAGUCCUGCCAUAGAGUGUUCUGCUCAGCUCCAGCUGACCAGGGAAGUCAAGUGUGCGAAGUACAAAUGCCCUGUAGCGUAUACGGAGCUUACCACCUCGGCCACCAACUCUGGCAGGCCAAUACUCGAGAACGACUCGCUCCAUACCAGCUUUUAUCUACGCGUUACUUCGGAUGACACGCACACUCUGUGGAACAACCUUAGGUUCUACAACUCGUUUGGUCAGACGCGAAUCGUUGGCUACAAAAACCUUUCUUGCGAGCACAUGGGCAUUGUUAUCAGCAAGUUUGCUGUUCUCGCCCCAAGCUUGCCGGUGUGUUUAGCGGCAGACUUGUUGAAACCACCACUCUUGACGACAAGGUUGGAAAGCUACCGAACGCGGCUUCACAUAGAAGCAGUUCUACGCAAAAAGUGCACGACAGAGGGGCUACUUACAUUGACCUUGAUACCGAAGGUGACAGAAGCAUUCACCAAGUACUUUGAGAGUAUGUUGGCCAAAGGGCAGCGGUAUUGAGUGACCUUGGCCACAUUCCGGUUCACGCCUACAUGAAAGCUGCUAUGCAAACCCACAUUGCCACGCACCUAGUGAUCCUCCUUUUGAAUCUGCAGCGCCUCAAAGGCCGGACGCGUCCUAGGUUCAGUGGCUGGGAGAUAUCAGCAUUCGAGCUUGAGGAAACUAU